Rhodofomes roseus is the source of this 510-nucleotide messenger RNA. RefSeq lists its product as uncharacterized. The coding region runs from base 1 to 510 and encodes 169 amino acids. NCBI's taxonomy places the organism in Eukaryota, Fungi, Basidiomycota, Agaricomycetes, Polyporales, Fomitopsidaceae. The record is from RefSeq and is a predicted model, not a curated record. The transcript has 9 exons.
AUGCAGCUCCCGGCCGUGGCGUUCCCAGCAUACUAUGUGUUAGCGACGUUGUUCCUCAUGAAAGUAAUCUGUGCACAGGAGUUGCACACCGUUUACAUCGUGAACAACUGCGGCAAAGGCUACCCUGUCUUGGGAGGACUUUACGGCGAAUUCUACCCGACGACUGAUCCCACGACGACGUUGACGUUCCAGGGCCCGGCUUGGGGUCUUCUCUCAUACCUGCAAUACACGGACGAUGACGGGAACAACGUGUGUGGAAAGGAUGGCGAAGGCUGUACCAUGGUCGAGGCCACACUCAGCAACACCGGUAGCAGUGUAGACAUUACACUCAUUCCGCCCCAUGCAUUCUCUGUGGGCGCGGGAUUUGCCUACUACGGUGGUUGCAAUGGUGCCGGAAUGAAUUGCACCAGCGCAGCCUGCCCCGGAGCAAAGCACAACGCGAGCGAGGGCUGGUUACAGGUAUCAUGCACGUCUGCGAGUGUGAGUCUCGAGAUUACGUUCUGCCAAUGA